Molecule: messenger RNA, 903 nt
Organism: Jaculus jaculus (lesser Egyptian jerboa)
Lineage: Eukaryota; Metazoa; Chordata; Mammalia; Rodentia; Dipodidae
Gene: Senp8
Product: SUMO peptidase family member, NEDD8 specific
Exons: 2
Coding region: 141-788 (215 amino acids)
Biological process (GO): proteolysis
Molecular function (GO): cysteine-type peptidase activity; deNEDDylase activity
Source: RefSeq, a predicted model, not a curated record
AAAAAAAAAAAAAAGACACUCUGGGUUUACGACUUUUACGGCUCGCUUUCCGGUCAGAACUGAGGUGCCUGAAGGCUGGUUGGGAUGGUGAGGCCUGAGGACUAGCUUCUGGGAUUGCUGAGCAGCCUUUUCAAUACAACAUGGACGCUGUGGUCUUGAGUUACAUGGACAGCCUGCUGCGGCAGUCAGAUGUCUCACUGUUGGAUCCUCCAAACUGGCUCAAUGACCGUGUUAUCGGGUUUGCCUUUGAGUACUUUGCUAACAGUCAGUUUCAUGACUGCUCGGACCACAUCUGCUUUAUCAGCCCCGAAGUCACUCAGUUCAUCAAGUGCACCAGCAACCCCUCAGAGAUCGCCAUGUUCCUUGAACCCCUGGAUCUUCCCCACAAGAGAGCCAUAUUUUUAGCCAUCAAUGAUAAUUCCUGCCAGGCAGCUGGGGGUACCCACUGGAGUUUGCUCGUUUAUCUCCAAGAUGAAAAUAGCUUCUUUCAUUAUGAUUCCAACAGCAGAAGCAACUCAAUCCAUGCAAAGCAGGUAGCAGAGAAACUGGAGGCUUUCUUAGGCAGCAAAGGAGACAAACUGGUCUUUGUGGAAGAGAAAGCCCCAGCUCAACAAAACAGCUAUGACUGUGGGAUGUACGUGAUAUGUAACACUGAAGCCUUGUGUCAGAACUUCUUUAGGCAACAGCCAGAAUCGCUGUUGCAGCUACUCACCCCUGCGUACAUCACAAAGAAGAGGGGAGAAUGGAAAGAUCUGAUUGCCAGACUUGCUAAAAAGAAAAAGAAAUAGUUACUGCAGAACCCUUGUGACCUUUGAAUUCUCUCCUCUUCCUUUCCCCAUUUGGUGGGGGGAUACAGUCUCAGUGCCUAAAGGAGAUGACAUAAACGAAGGGUUACUAGUUCUA